Diprion similis is the source of this 3029-nucleotide messenger RNA. RefSeq names its product H(+)/Cl(-) exchange transporter 7 (gene ClC-b). The coding region runs from base 182 to 2599 and encodes 805 amino acids. Gene Ontology annotation, molecular function: voltage-gated chloride channel activity. Gene Ontology annotation, cellular component: lysosomal membrane; intracellular membrane-bounded organelle. The record is from RefSeq and is a predicted model, not a curated record. Lineage: Eukaryota; Metazoa; Arthropoda; Insecta; Hymenoptera; Diprionidae. Gene Ontology annotation, biological process: transmembrane transport; chloride transport. The transcript is spliced from 12 exons.
CGACGUUUCUUUUAUUUGUCUGUCAAUUGCAAGCUGCAUCAGAUCGUGCGCUGUCAAAUGAAGCGUCACCCACGUGAACAGUUGUACCAAUGUUGAAUAUCGCUAUCAAUAAUGUGUUGCUUCAUUGUUGUGGUAAUUUGCUAAUUUUUAAACUCGCGGAAAACGGUUUCUAAAGAAAACCAUGGAGCAAGACGGACCAACAGUCUCAAACAUAACCAUAAACGACAGCGUUGACUUCGUGUCCGACGACUAUGAUAAACUUUUAAAACCACCUAGGAAUAAUUUUCAUUCUUAUUUAAACGAAGAUGUCAGUGUCAGAUUUCCGAGAACGAGGACGAACCAUAAUGCUACUUUUUCUAGUGCCUCCGAAAGGACAAAUCACAUGUCGUAUACAAGGCUUUCGUCCGAGGCAAUACCACCUGGAGCUAUGAACUACCUUUCGGCCAAUUAUGAGAGUCUUGAUUAUGACACCUGUGAAAAUCAAUUAAUGUUGGAUGAAGAAAGAAAAAAAGGAUAUAAAUUUGUGGUCAAAAGAAAUGUUGCGCGAUGGUUUAUUUUCUUGCUCAUAGGAAUUUUCACCGCUCUUAUUGCAUGCUUUGUCGACAUAUCCAUUAGUGAAUUGUCGAAACUGAAGUAUAACUCAUUGAAAAAAUGUGUUGAUCAAUGCAUUUCUGAAAACUGUUUAUGGUUGCCAUAUCUCCUCUGGCUCGUCACGAACUUAGUACCAGUUUUAAUAGGUUCUAUCUUGGUGGCAUAUGUCGAACCUGUAGCAGCUGGUAGUGGGAUUCCACAAAUUAAAUGCUACUUGAACGGAGUCAAAGUGCCAAGGGUUGUCCGAAUCAAAACCUUAGUUGUAAAAAUGAUCGGGGUCAUUUGCACUGUGGUUGGUGGCCUAGCUGGAGGAAAGGAGGGACCAAUGAUACAUUCUGGAGCUGUUGUGGCAGCAGGCAUUUCGCAAGGCAAAAGUACAACUUUCAAAAAAGAUUUCGGAAUUUUUAAGUAUUUCCGAGAGGAUCACGAGAAACGAGAUUUUGUAUCUGGAGGUGCAGCGUCAGGUGUAUCUGCAGCGUUUGGAGCACCAAUCGGUGGCGUGCUGUUUAGUAUUGAAGAAGGCACCAGCUUUUUUAAGCAAAGUUUGACCUGGCGAACUUUUUUUGCUAGCAUGAUAACAACUUUUACAAUGAACAUAAUCCUUAGUGCAUAUCAUGGACAUCCAGGUGAACUAUCCUAUCCAGGAUUGAUAAACUUGGGAAAAUUUGAUGAGAUACCGUAUCAAUUCUAUGAAAUACCAUUGUUCAUGGUAAUCGGAACAUUGGGGGGAAUUCUCGGAGCACUUUGGAAUCACAUCAAUUACAAAAUCUCAUGCUUUCGACUGCGGUUUAUAAAAAAGAAUUGGAUAAAAGUGCUCGAAGCCUUGUUUGUAGCAGUUCUGAGUGCCACCCUAGGAUUCCUAAUGAUUUAUUUUAUUGAUGAUUGCAAGACUCCAGAAGAGUUCUCCAUGGACUUUCCUAUUCAAAUGUACUGUGAGGAUGGAAAGUACAGUGCAGUUGCUGCUCUCUGGUUUCAAACUCCUGAAAGUAGCGUUAACUCAUUGUUUCAUGAUUCUAAAGGUUCCCAAAACGAUGAAACACUGGUUAUCUUUGUUAUCUUGUACUUUCUCUUGGCUGCUUGCACCUUCGGUCUUUCUAUGUCGAGCGGUCUCUUCAUCCCUUCACUUUUGAUUGGUGCUGCCUGGGGUAGAUUAGUUGGAUCCGGCCUUUCCAAGUUGUGGCCUAACUGUGACAUCUUUGAUCCCAGAAAAUAUGCACUAUUGGGUGCAGCUGCUCAGCUUGGCGGUGUAGUUAGAAUGACAAUCAGCUUAACUGUAAUUCUUAUAGAGGCAACUGAUGGAAUAUUCUUUGGUCUUCCACUUAUCAUUGUACUCUUAAUGGCAAAAUGGGUUGGUGAUUUCUUCAAUGAGGGUAUUUAUGAGAUUCACAUACAAAUGACCGGAGUACCCAUAUUACCAUGGGAACCUCCACCGUUAUCAAACAAUAUUUAUGCAAGUGAAAUAAUGAGUCAUCCUGUGGUUACACUGAAAACUGUUGAAAACGUCGGCCAUAUAGUCGAGCUUCUAAAAUGUGUUUCAUUCAAUGGAUUUCCUGUUGUUGACCCGCCAACAAGUGAUCAGGAAGAAAUAAAUUGCUACGGGCGGUUCAGAGGCUUGAUUUUGCGAUCUCAGUUAAUUGUUUUACUACAGAAAAAAAUAUUCAACGAAUACAGCGAAUAUUGGGAUGAAUUUCUGAAUAUCGAAAUGUUCAGAAACGAGUAUCCUCGAUAUUCUACUAUUGACCAUGUCAAUCUUACCGCAGACGAAAAAACUUACAAAAUGGAUUUGCGACCCUUUAUGAAUCCAUCACCAUAUACAGUUCAACAUUCUGCCACUUUACCACGGGUAUUCAGUCUCUUCAGGGCCUUGGGACUGCGCCACCUACCAGUAGUCAAUGAUACAAAUGAGGUGAUUGGAAUGGUGACCCGAAAGGACAUAGCCAGAUUUCGAAUUUGGAGGCAUCAGGGGCGAAUGGGUUUAGAUGAACUUUUGAUAUCAGAUAAACUCUAAUAUUUUGACGAAUAUUAUUGUGAUACUAUUGUUCCACUAUUCUGCUAAAUUUUUAGACUGAGUUCACACAAAGUGAGUAGAAGGACCACAUUUACGUCAAAAGUUGUAAGCCACUAAACUUAAGCAUCCUGAAUAAUACCUUGUUAAUAAAGGAAUAUAUAUACCAGGCUCAAGAAACAUUACGUCGAAGCUAGCAAGCAGAGUUAGACGAACGAAUUAGGUGAAUGCACUACUGUCCAUCACAAUACGGCAGUGAGGAUGAGCAAUGCCUAGGAAACAUAAUACAAUCAUAAAAUGAUAGGUGUUCUAUCACACUCUAUCACAUUACCCUCUGUAACAAAAGUUCAGCAUGUUUGGCUGUUAACUUUGGCUGCUGGUUUCAGCUUUAUCGAAGAAAACAUGACAAUUUUCUUAGAUUGUAGAUUGGCAG